Paraglomus brasilianum is the source of this 1845-nucleotide messenger RNA. The record is from the annotation of a GenBank genome assembly. Lineage: Eukaryota; Fungi; Glomeromycota; Glomeromycetes; Paraglomerales; Paraglomeraceae.
AUGACUUCAAACGACGGAAGAACCUCAACGCGUUUAGGGUUCGGGAAAACAUUUAAUCUUGACAGUUUAGGUCACGAUGUGCGCCGUAACCUGGUCAAGGUUGACCCUCGCUUGCCUGAGGAUCUCAAGAAUGUGGCUUUAUUGCUCAAGGAAGAAAGAAACAUUCUUUCCAGCUUACAGAACAUUGCGCAAGAGAGGAAACAAGGCAACACGUUUUUGUACAAUUGGGGAAAAGAAAACUUGGAAGAUGUUGCCGAUAUCACAGAGAAAAUGUCAAGUCUAAUGUCAAAGAUGUCAGAUGUUGAAACGGUGAUGGCUGAAAAAUAUGAAAAAUACAGAAACUUACUCAAAGAAAUUCGCGAAGCUGAGCAACGCCUUCUUGGUACGAAGGAGAAGCGACGCAAAAUCAAUGAUGAAAUGUCAAAGACUAUGAAAACACAUCCAAGAUCGCCACGUAUUCGGGAAUUGGAACUCGAAUUGGAGCAAGUAAAUCGUGAAAGCGCACCUACGGAAUUGGAAGUUGGCAAUCUUGAAAGACGCAAGCUGAAAGAGGCGUUUACUCUGUUGCUUGAUGCCACAUUUGAAACAUCUGAGCGUAUGGCCAUAAUUGCUGGCUUUGGGGGUUAUAUCAUUGGUCAACUUGACGAUAAUCCUGUUCCUGCUGGUUCAACAAGACCAAAGUAUGCUGGCGAUAAGGUUACUUCACAGAUAGUUAAAGACUGUCAAAUCCAACUACAUAGUUGGCAGCCACCUAGCACGGAUAUUGGACCUCUUUUGCCAACGUUGACGAAUACGGCACCAACACUAUUAGCCGCUCAAAAGGAGGAAUAUGAAGCGAAAUUGACUAAACUUAAUGCAGAGAUGGCUUCUCAACGCGAAGCUUACGAAAAGCAAAUCCUUGAACAGACGACCAAAUACGAUGAACUCGCACAAUCUUCCUCUGCAAAGAUUGACGAACUUACACAAUCUUCCUCUGCAAAAAUUGAAGAACUUACAUUAGAGCUAGAAAAUCAACAACAGGGAUAUAAAGCUCAAUUGGAUGACAUGGCUACUGCGUUGAGUUCUCAAAGAGAAGCAUAUGAAAAGCAGGUUAGCGAUUUGACCACCAAGUUACUUGAACAUCAGAAAAAGAGCGAGCAAGACUUGGUGGAAAUCCGGGGUGUUUUGGCCACUGAAAAACAAAAGAAUGAAGUCCAGCUACGCGAAUACCAGACAUUGUUGACACAAAAACACGAGUAUGAGGUACAAUUACGAGAACGAGACAACGUUAUUACUAAACUCCAGAAUGAUAUGAAUGUUGUUGCAACAGAAAAAGGCAAACUGUCUCAAGUUGUCAAAGAUCUAGAGGAGACACUGCAAUCAAAAUCAUCAACGCUAAGUCAAAAGGAAGAGAAAAUUAACAAACUGGAAGAUGACAUUUCCGGUAUCAAGUCACAACUUGCUGGAUUAAAGAUUGCUGCACCCGCUCCCGCACCUGCAAGUCCAGCAUCAGAAGCAGCUAAUUCAACGGCAGUGCCAGGAGCAGCGCCUGCACGCUCUGCCACUGCUGCAUCUGUAACUAGUCCUCCAGCAUCGAUAUCUUCUCCACCAGUUUCCGAGUCAUUGCCGCCUCCACUUUCACCAGCAAAUCCGCACCUUCCUCCUGGUGGACAUUUCCAGCAAAACAUGUAUGACCCGCAGGGGCAACCAUUUUACGGUCAGCAAGGUUUCCAACCCCAACAACCAUUUUAUCAGCCACAGGGAUAUUAUGGUCAACCCGGUCGUCCUCAAUAUGGUUUUCAGGGACAACCUAGCUUCAAUCAAGGUCACCCUCCUCCUCCCCCACGGAGUUAUACCUGGAAGUGA